GCGUCUUUCACGGGGUAGCGCAUAUUCGCCGCAUAGUGGAUAUAUUGCUCACCAUAAUCGCGUGUGCGAAAUUUUGUCAGUGCCUAAAACUUAACGUGAUCGUUUUAUCAGUGCCACAGUGAUUUACGGCCUAACGGACAUUAUAAAGGAGUUUUUAACGGAAAUUUCUAUAGAUAUGAAAAGAAAAAGAUACAAUGCCUAAAGGCGGCUGAGAGAUUGGUGCGUCGUUGGACGCGCCGAACGCAUUAACAUGUCGUUUUUAAAUAAUCUCAAAAAGGUGCUGCACCUCGGCGGUGGAAAUGACGCGAAAAAGAAGAAGGUCUUCAACAACAUCCGCGACAACAGCGACCCGACCGAGAUCUGGGAUAUGGUCGGCGAGCUUGGUGACGGCGCUUUCGGCAAGGUGUACAAGGCCCAGCACAAGACCACCGGUCAGCUGGCCGCUGCCAAGAUGUGCGUCCUGGACAACGAAGACGACCUGGCCGACUUCACGGUGGAGAUAGACAUACUGUCCGAGUGUCGGCACCCCAACGUCGUUGAGUUGCACGAGGCUUACUUCAUCGAUAACAAGCUAUGGAUGCUGCUGGAGUACUGCGACGGCGGAGCCCUGGAUUCGGUGAUGGCGGAACUGGAGAAGGGACUGAACGAAGCCCAGAUAGCUUACGUUUGCCGGGAAAUGUGCAAGGGCUUGCAGUUUCUGCACUCGCGGAGGGUCAUACACAGGGAUCUGAAGGCGGGCAACGUUCUGGCGACUAUGGCGGGCGGAGUUAAACUGGCUGACUUCGGUGUGUCAGCGAAGAACAAGUCAACCCUCCAGAAGCACGACACGUUCAUUGGCACUCCGUACUGGAUGGCCCCCGAGGUGGUGCUUUGCGAGACCUUCCGUGAUAACCCUUAUGACUUCAAGGUCGACAUUUGGUCAUUGGGUAUAACAUUAAUCGAGUUCGCCCAAAUGGAGCCCCCCAACCACGAAAUGACCCCGAUGAGGGUCCUGCUCAAGAUACAGAAGUCUGACCCCCCGACCUUGGACCAGCCGUCUCGCUGGAGCAAAUCCUUCAACGAUUUCAUAUCGAAAGCUCUGGUCAAGGACCCAGAAAAAAGGCCGACAUCCGUCGAACUAUUGAAGCACGACUUCGUCGGAGGGAACCUGGACUCCAAGCCCCUCCGCGACCUCCUGCUCGAGUACAGGGCCGAAGUCGUGGAGGAGGAGGUGCUGGAUGAUGAUAGCGAGGAGCCUCGCAAUUCUCACAUGCCGAUGGAAAUGGAAGAUGACUCGACUUCUGUGAGGUCGAGCGAGACGCCGGACGCGAAGAUGUCGGACACCGAACAAACGGCAGCGGUCACACCCGCUCCCGCUUCAUCGCCCGCUGCCGCUCCCGCGCCCGCACCCGCCGUCGCUCCCGCUCCCGCCGCCGCCAGCAAGCGUCCGCACGACGACGAGCAAACCUCCGCUGACAGGAAACCACCGGCUCCGAAGAAAGAAAAGGGUCCAGCACCGAUGCCCCCGCCCGCGGUGCUCCCCUCGCCCCCCGCCGCCGCCCCCACCCCCGCACCCGCCCAGCAUCGGAACAAGCAGCCGGCCCCCCCGCCGCCGAGCGCUAAGCUUAUAGUUGAUCAGGUUUGCCGAGACGCCGAGAAAGCAGUCGAGAACAAAACCAACAAAUCACCAGAGAAACCAUCGCGCAAUGCAUCACCUAAAUUGGAGCAGAGACUGGCCACGCCUGAGCCCAGAUCGGAACCCCGCGAUGUCGCUCCACGGACCAGCCCAGAAGGACUUGGCAGCAGCGACAGCGCUGAGGAGCUGUCCCGCGCCGGAGAAGUGGACAGAAGUAAGGAGAAGUCCAGCAGCAACGUGGAAAUUAACAAGGCUGCCGAAGAACCUCACAGGAGUAGCGCGAUCGAAACGAACACGGACGACUUGUGCAGAAGUAAAGUGGAAGUGAACAGAAGCAGCGAGGAACUUCGCCGAAGCAACCACGAAACCGACCGAGGUUCGGAUGAACUUAAAAGGAACAAGGAAAUGAACAGAAGCGCCGUAGAGCUGAGGAUAACCGGAGAAACUAAAUUAGAGCAAGCGCGUAUAGUUGAACCUAAGAUGGAGGAUGUGCGUAAGAAAAGAGUUCAGAGUUCCGAGGAUGUGAGUACCAAGGUCGCCCUGAGCGCGCCCCAUCCGCCCAGGGACCAGGAGACGAGGAGGAGCAACGUGGAACUCCGCAUCAGCGAAAUAUACUCGCUGACCAACUCAACCGCGGACAGGACCUCCGAGAAAUCCCCUAAUACCGUACAAGAAAAGGCGGACGUCAAGAGGCUUUCCAGGAACUUCGAGCAGAAGACCUCCAGGUCCAACUCGAGGGAGGAGGACAGACCCGUUGUGGAAGUCAGCAGGGUGAACGCGGAGGUCUGCCGACUGGAGAGGCAUUUCUCCAGGUCUAAUUCCGUCGACGGUCAGAAGGUUGAGAAGAGAAGAGACGACAGGAGAUCGCAGAACGCUAUCGAGAUCAGGCCCGUCACGCCCCCCACCCCGGUGUCGGCGUCCGGCGUGGUGGUCGUGGUGGAACCGAACUCGCUGGCGGCGUGCCCGGCGGGGCUGGUCACCGUCACCACCACGCACCCCCCCGUGCUCACCACGGCCGCUGCGCUGCCUCCUAACGCGGUGACGAUAUCCACGACGCCCCCCAUCGCUGAUGAGGUGGUCAUCGUGGGGGCGGGCUCCUCGUCGGACGACGACUGCUUCGCUCCCUCGUCGCUCGACUCGCUCGACUGCUCCAACGGAUACAACACCACCGAUCGCGUGGCUCGUCGCCUGGACAGCAGCGAGGUCGUGGUGCUGAGUGCUCACGGAGACUCCGGCGUUUUUGACGAUUCCACUCACAUAUUACCACUCGACACGUCGCACGUCUCCGUGGUGACGGUCGGGAACGAGGAGGUCCGGGUACGAGACUCGGCCGCGACCCACAUAGAACUCAGCUCCGGCUCGACCAGACUCAGCCCGGACAGCUUUGAGAGCCGGCGCUCGCAGUCGGACAGCGCGUCGCUGGGCUCGGCGGGGUCGCGCGCGCCCGACACCGACUCCCUGGUCGCGGCGCCCCCCUGCGAACACCGGAACGGCGGUACCAGAGUGAACACGGAUAACCAGAGUCUGGAGAACGAGGAGCAGCAGGUCGUGCUGAGGAGGAAACACCAAGAUCCCCAGGUCAAUAGGAUACAGCGUUCCAAAGAAGACAUCCACAUGGCUAAUCUCAAGAAGAAGACCCGGAAACGAACCCGCAAGUUUGAGAUCGACGGCGUCAUCAUGACCACCACCACGUCUAAGGUGAUUUGGGGUGAUGAAGAGAGCGGCCGGACCUGGGACGACCACGCCCUCCGCAAGCAGGAGCUGCGCGAGAUCAAGAUGCUGCAGAAGCAGGAGCAGAAGCAGUUCCAGGAUCUGAACGCGAAGGAGCAGCAACUCAGGGAACAGCAGGAUAAGAGGUUCGAGGGCGAGCUGUCGUCGCUGUCGCGCGCGCACGAGUCGGAGCUGGAGGCGCUGGCGCGGGCGCAGCGCGGGGCCGCCGAGCGCGCCGAGCAGCAGCUGGAGGCCGAGCUGCGCCACGCCGCCAAGAGGCUGCGCGCCGAGCACGACCGCGACCUGCGCCUCUUCCGCGACACGCUCAAGCAGGAGCUCCGGCUGCUCAAGCAGGAAGUGGAAUUAGUGUGCAAGGAGCGUCGUAAGGAAGCGUAUCGCGCUCGCCGCGUGACGCUCGACGCCGAGCACGCCGAGCGCGAGCGAACAUUCGUCGCGGCGCUCGCUGACACCAGCGACCACGUGCUGCGCCGCCUCCACGACGCGCACCGGCAGCGCCAGGCCCUCGCCGACCGCCAGUACCUGCAGCAGCGACAUCAGAUAAUGAGAACAAGAGAAGCAGCGCUGUGGGAAUUGGAAGAAAAACAGAUCCAUGAACGAUACCAGUUAGCAAAGAGACAACUCAAAGAUGAAUUUUUACUGCGGAGGCAGCAGAUGCUAGUCAGACAUGACAAAGAGUUGGAACAGAUCAAACGGAAGAACACAAGAAAAGAAGAAGAAUUAGCCAAGUGUCAAGCUCUUGAGAAGAGAUCGUUGCCCAAGCGCAUCCGAGCUGAACAGAAAGCCAGAGAGAUGAUGUUCCGAGAGUCACUGAGGAUCAGCACGGCUCCUCAGAACCACGAAGACGACAGGGAUAGACUGAAAAAGUUCCAAGAGAACGAGAAGCGAAGGUACAAAGCUGAACACCAGAGGCUCGCCACGAAGCACGCCAAGGCCCGGGAGGAGCUUAAAGCUCAAGGCGAGGCCAUGCUGCGAGAACUCGAGCAGUUCCAGAACGAAAAGCGCAAAGCUCUCAUGAACCACGAGAGCAACAAGAUGAAAGCUCUCGAGGAGAGGUACUCGUCGGAGCUUAAAGAGUGGAAAGCGACUCUAGGCGACAGGAAGGCGCGACUGAUAAACGCGUUCGAGUUGCAACUGGACGAUCACGAGAAGAAGUUCGGAACGAAGAUAGCGGACCGCAGCGUUUACCUAGACGCCCCCUGGCCACGGAAUGUUCUGCAGCACGUUCUGAGCGUGUACCACCACAGGACCUCAUUCAUAGGCUCCCUGUCUCGUUCGAGGACCAGUCUGAAUCUGCUGUCAUCGACGACGACCCCCGACAUGGAUCGCAGGAGGAGCAUCAGUCCUGGGAAUCGAGGGACGAAGGCCGCAAGUGCGGACACGACGAAGCGCGGCAAAAUGUCGAAAGCUUCACGCUACGCUUCGACGUCGAACUUAAAGCUCGUGUCGGAAAAGAUAUCCGGUUUCUCGGUCUUUAGCAGCGACGAUUGGAAACGCGGUCCGAUAAUGGCGUACGGUGAUGAUUUCUCGUCGAGGAUCGACGAAGAACCGAGACGGGCGUAUGAGAAGACAAAGGUCGAUAAAAAGAAGAACAGGCAGAGUCUGUCGGAGAAUUUGUUCAGGGACCCGACCUUGACCCCGAUGAAGAGGAGCAUCUCGCAGCACAACCUGAAGCAAGACAUAGCGAUGGAGGCGGUUAUGAUCGAUGUGCCCCCGGAUAAAUACGACACGGUCAAAAGCGGCAGCACGUUUUCGCAGAGCAGUGACCACGAGGACUCGGGUUUCAGCCGAUGGGGGGCAGUGCGAGGAUCCAACUCGUACUCCAACAGCGACGAUGUACCAGUCACCCAGCUGUCGACCAGAAAUCUGAAACACACUAUACGAAACGAAGAUCCCUACGAUUCUACAGCUUAAUUCAAAAGACCUAGAGGCGUGCCAAACGAAUUACCCUAGAGUCUUUCGAAAUUAGAAUCGAUAUAAUAGAGACGCGAUUUAAUACUUUGACUGUGUUUUUUUUAUUGCUUAGAUGGGUGGACGAGCUCAUAACCCACCUGGUGUUAAGUGGUUACUGGAACCCACAGACAUCUACAACGUAAA
Messenger RNA from Bombyx mandarina (wild silkworm), 5440 nucleotides. RefSeq names its product Sterile20-like kinase (gene Slik). Lineage: Eukaryota; Metazoa; Arthropoda; Insecta; Lepidoptera; Bombycidae. The record is from RefSeq and is a predicted model, not a curated record.